Molecule: messenger RNA, 2958 nt
Organism: Anopheles nili
Lineage: Eukaryota; Metazoa; Arthropoda; Insecta; Diptera; Culicidae
Product: probable lysine-specific demethylase 4B
Exons: 4
Coding region: 1-2958 (985 amino acids)
Biological process (GO): chromatin remodeling
Cellular component (GO): nucleus
Molecular function (GO): histone H3K36 demethylase activity; histone H3K9 demethylase activity
Source: RefSeq, a predicted model, not a curated record
AUGACGGAAGAAACACGCAUUAAAAUACAGGUUUUUCGACCUAGCUGGGAUGAGUUUAAAAAUUUUCCCAAGUACAUCGAAUACAUCGAGUCACAAGGCGCCCACAAAGCCGGCCUAGCAAAGAUUAUUCCACCACCGGAAUGGAAACCCCGCAAACAGGGCUACGACUUAGAUCACUUGGAUAUCACCAUACCAGCGCCCAUUUGCCAGGUGGUCGCCGGCAAGCAGGGACUGUAUCAACAAAUCAACAUUCAAAAGAAUCCUUUAACCGUCAAGCAAUUCGCUGAGAUGGCCAACACAGAGCGCUAUGUCACACCUAAACACUUUGACUUUGAAGAUCUAGAGAGAAAGUAUUGGAAAAAUAUCACCUAUGUAGCGCCCAUUUAUGGGGCUGACAUAUGCGGAAGCAUUACAGACAAAGAUUGUAACAUCUGGAACAUCAACCGGCUGGGAACGAUUUUGGACUUUGUCAACGAAGAUUAUGGAAUUUCCAUAGACGGCGUAAACACGGCGUACUUGUAUUUCGGUAUGUGGAAAACGACAUUUGCCUGGCAUACAGAAGAUAUGGAUCUGUAUUCCAUCAAUUAUCUGCAUUUCGGUGCACCGAAAACGUGGUACGCCGUGCCGCCGGAACACGGGCGGAAGUUGGAAAAGCUAGCCAAAAGUAGCUUCCCCGCGAGCUACAAUACCUGUUCGGCUUUCCUGCGCCAUAAAAUGACGCUCAUAAGCCCGCAUAUCCUAAAGCAACAUAACAUUCCAUUCGAUAAGAUCACGCAGGAGGAGAAUGAAAUUAUGAUAACGUUCCCGUUCGGAUACCACGCCGGGUUUAAUCAUGGGUUUAACUGCGCCGAAUCGACUAAUUUUGCCAUGCCGCGGUGGAUCGAGUAUGGUAAACGGGCGGCACAAUGCUACUGCAGCUCGGACAUGGUUAAAAUCCUGAUGGACACGUUUGUGAAACGCUUCCAGCCGGAUCGGUACGAGUCGUGGAUGGAUGGUAGCGAUUUCGGUCCACAUCCGGAGGACCCUACCAGUAUGAUUGGUCCACCGCCCAGAAUAACCGAAGCUGGUGACGAUAAGGAGGAGGGUGAUGCUGAGGAAGUAGAUCAUGGUACGAUGAAGAAAGGGUGCAACUUGACCGUGAGCAUUAGGAACAUUUCGUUCAAAGAGAAAAAUCCGGACCUAGAUUUGAGCGACAUCCAGCAGAAUCCGCAUCUCCCCGAUGACGUUAAGCAGGCGCUCAGUGGCAUCACCGGAGACGAGGAGGCAUGCGGCAUGUUAAGCGAACCGAUAGAACAACCAAAGCAAACCUUCAAAUCGUCCUCGUACGAUCCGUUCGAUGACGAUGAUGAAGAUUAUCUAGAGAGUAAAAGUAAAUCGGGCAAGAAGCGGAAGAAAAUGGACAGUGAUUAUGACGACGACUGGUAUAAUUCCACCCACGUCAAACCAAGAAGUCGCAACAGGUCCACACCCAAGAAACAGACGCGAGAUGAGCAAGUGGACGAGUCGCGCAAGCAGAGUACACGCAGGGACCUACUGGAAGCGAAAAAGAAGGAAAACGAACUGAAGCGUGAGCUGCUCCGGAAGGAAGCCGCCGAGAAAAAGCUAGCCCUUGCGAAAGAGCGCGAGGAACGGCGGCUCGAGAAUGAAAGACUGAAGAAGGAAGCGAUGGAACGACGGUACCAAGUUCGGCUCACUAAUGGAUGCGUCAAGGAAAAACUCGUCAGUAAUUCCAGCUUGGCUAUAGAUCCGUUGCGAAUUGAUAACGAUCCCGGCGCGUACACAGAACGAUCGUGUGUGUUAAAGACUUCCGCUUUCGCGCUGCAGCUCGCAGAUCCGUUGGAUGUCCGGACGCGACAAUCAUUACCAUCGAUUAAGAACAAAUCCACACCAAUCAUAAGGAUCGAUAGGAUUAAUCCUGUGAUGCGAAGUUCUUACCCUCCUGCUUCAUCGGUGAUGAACAUCAUACAACAACAGCCGGAAGUGAUGCCCCGUGUGACGAAACCACGGGUUGCGCCCGCUGGUACGGAAUCGAAUGGAGUGCAGAGCAAUAAAACGAAGUCACCCGCUCGAUCGCGCAAGUUGCCGAAAAAGCCUGCCGUUGCCAGUCAAGUACCUGCACCACCUGCUGGCAUUCGUUUAUUAACACCGGUGCUGUGUGAAGUCCCGAUCGCUAAACCCGAGCAGGAUUUGUUCGAUAACAGCAAAGACUUCUUCACGGUGUACAACCAAUUCGUUUCCAGCGUUCAGGUACCCGAGAAAAACAUGGUCCAAGUGCGUAACAAGCGAUCCGUUAAGGUUGCAGUCCGUCCUAAAACGUCCCUACCGGAAUCAGCCCUACCUAUCGAAACUGAAGCAACGCCAGUGUCAACGGUGGAUCCUUCGGAAACGACGGUGCAAGAAAUGCACUCGGAACCUAUGCAAGUGGUAGAGUGUCAAGCGAUUAAUCAGCACAAUGCCGAACCGUGCAUACCCAGUCUUGCUCCCUUGUCGACGAAUUUUGUGGAGGAUGCUGCGAUACAUCUUGCGGACGACGCUGAGCCAUCGAUAUUAGAACAUGUUAAAAUAAUAGAGAUACCUGCUGAUACAACGCACUCGGACGUGCCAUCAUCGUCAUCCGACGCGUUAUACACUAACCUUAGUAAUACUAAGCAGCUGGAGGAUGUGCCACCAGCAACAACAGUCCUGUACGCGAUAGAACCCGUCAGUGGGAUGGACAUGGCAACGAUAAAUCCCGUUGUUACGCCGCUAUCUUCGAGUGAGCUAAGCGACAACGCACAGUCAAGCAAUAUAGUAUUCAUACUUAACGGUGCCGAGGACGAAACCGUCCUGCACACAAUGAUGCCAUACGGCGAUGUCGUGCUGGACGAUGAAUCGUUUACGACAUUCGCAAACACCACCCCGAUUAUGAUCGAAUCUGGUGAUUGCGUGAGUGAUGCCACGAUACGAUCGGAUAGCUAA